UGGUUUAUCAUUCUAGAAACAACUUGCCCAAUUUAAACGGAUACUAUUAGUAAAAUAUUUCAAGUGUUCUAAGAUCGCGCACCUACUUCGUACAACAAUGUCCGCCUUUGAAUUACAAAGUCUUGACGAAUGCCUUGACAAGUACUUACCACCCGAAGAGCUCAAGGAAGUCAAACGGAUUCUUUAUGGCGUAGAACAGGACAAUAGCUUGGAAUUGCCUGCUGGUGCCAAGGCCAUAGCCGAAGAGCACGAUUUCGAAAUUAAAGGGUAUCGCUUCACAGCACGUCCCGAGCAGUUGCGGAAGCCCCGCCUGGUGCGUGUGGGCGCCAUACAAAACUCCAUAGCACUACCUACGACUGCCCCAAUUGAGCAGCAACGCGAAGGCAUUUGGAACAAAGUAAAGAAUAUGAUAAGGGCAGCAGCUGAGGCAGGGUGCAACAUUGUGUGCACCCAGGAGGCAUGGACUAUGCCCUUCGCGUUUUGCACGCGCGAAAAGUAUCCAUGGUGUGAAUUUGCUGAGGAAGCCGAAACCGGACCCACCACAAAAAUGCUGGCUGAGUUGGCAAAGGCCUACAACAUGGUUAUCAUACACUCGAUAUUGGAGCGGGACGUUCCGCAUGGGGACACAAUUUGGAACACCGCCGUAGUAAUUUCGAACAGCGGACGCUAUGUGGGCAAGCAUCGUAAAAAUCACAUACCACGGGUCGGGGACUUCAAUGAAUCCACUUACUACAUGGAAGGCAACACCGGCCAUCCAGUGUUUGAGACUGAAUUUGGAAAGAUUGCCAUCAAUAUUUGCUACGGUCGUCAUCAUCCGCAGAACUGGAUGAUGUUUGGACUGAAUGGUGCUGAAAUUGUCUUUAAUCCCUCGGCUACCAUAGGUCGGCUUUCGGAGCCGCUUUGGGGCGUUGAGGCACGCAACGCGGCCAUUGCAAACAGUUAUUUCACGGUGCCCAUUAAUCGCGUGGGUACGGAGCAAUUCGCCAACGAGUUCAGCUCUGGAGAUGGCAGCAAGGCGCAUCAUGAUUUCGGACCAUUCUACGGGUCCACAUAUGUUGCCGCACCUGAUGGUUCCCGUACGCCGAGUCUUUCACGCUGCAAAGAUGGCCUGCUAGUAACCGAGCUGGAUCUAAAUCUAUGCCGACAGGUUAAGGACUUCUGGGGAUUCCGAAUGACGCAACGGCUUCCACUCUACGCCGAGUCCCUACAGAAGGCAAGUUCCUUGGACUUUAAGCCGCAGGUCAUAAAAGAUAAUUAGUUGUAUUGUAUACGAUAUUUAAAUACAAAAACGAAAUAAACCAACAUCACAUUCAGGAUAUCA
Scaptodrosophila lebanonensis is the source of this 1321-nucleotide messenger RNA. Its product is annotated as beta-ureidopropionase. The transcript is spliced from 4 exons. NCBI's taxonomy places the organism in Eukaryota, Metazoa, Arthropoda, Insecta, Diptera, Drosophilidae. The record is from RefSeq and is a predicted model, not a curated record. Gene Ontology annotation, molecular function: beta-ureidopropionase activity. Bases 98 to 1258 code for a protein of 386 amino acids.